CUUAUAAAGGCGCUGUGGAGGGGAGAUGACCCAGAGAAGAUCCAGAAUGGGGUUUUUUCCAGCCACCCUGAUACUGCUCCUCUGGGGAGCAGCCUCUGUGUCCUGCAUCACCAGGGAGUACUUUAUUGGGAUUAAGGAGGUGCAGUGGGACUACGCUCCUCAUGGGGUCAACAUGAUCCUCAACAAAACUCUGAAGGAAGAUGAACAUGCCGCCACCUUCCUGGAGAAAGGCCCCCAGCGCAUUGGCCGAGUGUACAAGAAAGCGGUGUACCUGCAGUACAGCGACGCCACCUACAGGCAGGAGAUAGAGAAGCCCAAGUGGCUGGGUUUCCUGGGCCCCCUGCUGGCCGCCGAGGAAGAAGACACCCUGGUGGUCCACCUGAAGAACAUGGCCUCCAGACCAUACUCCAUGCACCCCCACGGAGUCAGCUACAACAAGACCAACGAGGGCGCCCUGUACCCGGAUGGCACGGGACCAGAGGACAAGCACGGGGACAAGGUGGAUCCUGGGAAGAGCUACACCUAUCACUGGCAGCUCCCGUCUAACCACGCUCCCGCGGAGGACGACACCAACUGUCUGACGCGGCUCUACCACUCCCACACCAGCGCUCCGAAAGACAUCGCCUCAGGCCUCGUAGGACCCCUCAUCAUCUGCAAGAAAGGAACCCUGGACGUCCAUGGAGAUAAGUCAGCUGACUACCUGUACGCUCUGAUGUUCACCGUGUCGGACGAGAACAUGAGCUGGUACCUGGACGACAACAUCAAGACUCACUGCAGCCCCACGUUCAAGGUGGACAAGGAGGACGAGGACUUCAAGGAGAGCAACCUCAUGCACUCCAUCAACGGCUACAUGUAUGGAAACCUGCCUGGCUUCAGCAUGUGUGUGGGCAACAAGAUCCACUGGCACCUGUUUGGGAUGGGCAACGAGAUGGAUGUCCACACGGCCUACUUCCACGGGCAGAUCCUCACCCACCAGGGCAGGCACACGGACACCGUCAGCCUGUUCCCUGCCACCUUCACCAACGUGGAGAUGAUUGCUGACAACCCAGGGAACUGGAUUCUGGCCUGCCAGGUCAAUGACCACCUGCAAUCGGGCAUGCAGGUGCUGUUUGAGGUCAAGAAGUGUUUCCCCAAUGUGCACAAGCCCCGCCCCUACGGCGAGGUCAGACAGUACUUCAUCGCGGCAGAGGAGGAGCUAUGGGAUUACGCCCCCUCCCAGAACAACCUCAACUCUGGACAUCCUCUGGCAACUGACAGUGAUUCUGAGACAUUCUUUGCGCGAGGGAAUGACAGGAUUGGAGGAAAGUACAAGAAGGCCAGGUAUGUGGAGUACACCGACAACACCUUCACCAAGCGCAAGGAUAGGACACCUGAGGAGCAGCACCUAGGGAUUCUGGGUCCGGUGAUCCGUGCGGAGGAGGAGGACACCAUCAAGGUGGUGUUCAAGAACAACGCUAAGCGCCCUUACAGCGUUCAGCCACACGGGGUGCAGUACAGCAUCGAGCAGGAGGGAACCCUCUACUACAAUGAACUGGAAGAGUCCCACACUGCGAAGAAACUCAGAGAGAUCAAGAAGGAGACAAGAAUUGUAACCCCACCCCCAGCAUCGCUCGUCCAACCAGGCACCACCUACACGUACGAGUGGGUGGUGCCCAAGGGCGGCGGCCCGGUGGAGACCGACGCAGACUGCAUCACCUACCUGUACUACUCUGCUGUCGACCCCGUCCGAGACACCAGCUCCGGUCUGGUCGGUCCGCUCCUCGUUUGCAAACCCAAAACCAUAAAGAAGGGAAAGCAGAGAAACUUCGACAAAGAGUUUCACCUCCUGGCCACGGUGUUCGAUGAGAACCUGAGCUGGUAUCUGGACGACAACAUCAAACAGUUCACCAAAGCCCCUCAGACCGUCAAGAAGGACGAUGAGGACUUCCAGGAGUCCAACAAGAUGCACUCGUUAAACGGUUUCAUGUACGGGAACCUACCUGGGCUGACCAUGUGCAAGGGGGACAAGGUGUCGUGGCACCUGUCUGGGCUGGGCACCGAGACAGACGUCCACGGGCUUCACUUCCAUGGCAACCGCUUCAUUUACAGAGAGACCAGAAGAGACACCAUCAGCGUGUUCCCACACAUCUCCCACACAGUCACCAUGGAGCCUGACAGCAUGGGUCAGUUUGAGGUGGUGUGCAGGACAACAGACCACUACACAGGAGGGAUGAGGGCUAACUACACGGUGGAGAAGUGUAGCGUCUUCAACAGACAGUCAGAGAUCAUGCUCCACUCCAAGACCUACUACGUCGCUGCCCUGGAGAUGGACUGGGACUACUCCCCCAACCGUACCUGGGAGACGGAACAGUACCAGGGCCUCAUCAACAGCCCUGGAGCUGCAUUCCUGGACAAGCAGGAGCGUUUCAUCGGCUCCAAGUACAAGAAGGUGGUGUACAGGCAGUUCACCAGCGACAAGUUCACCAAGCAGAUGGAGAGGCCUGCCGACAUGGAGCACCUGGGGAUUCUGGGCCCCAUGAUCCAUGCGGACGUGGGCGACAAGGUGAAGAUAGUGUUUAAGAACAUGGCCAGCAGACCUUACUCCAUAGAUGCUCAUGGAGUCAAGACUGACAGCCCCACGGUGAAGGAGACCAAGCCUGGUGAAACCCAAACGUACGUAUGGUACGUUCCAAAGACAGCUGGUCCAACCACAGCUCAGGAGGAGUGUUCCGUUGGAGCGUACUACUCUAGAGUUGAUGUCAACAAGGACCUAUACAGUGGUUUGAUUGGUCCCCUGGUGAUAUGUAGGCGGAGCUGGGGGAGGUCAUUGGGCCUGAAGAAGGAAGUGGAGGAGUUUGCUCUGCUCUUCAUGGUGUUUGACGAGAACGAGUCGUGGUACCUGGAUGACAACAUCCGAACCAACAUCAAGAACCCUCCCAAGAACCUGAAGGAGAACGAGGACUUCUUGGAGAGCAACAAGAUGCAUGCAAUCAAUGGAAGGGUGUUUGGGAACCUGCAGGGUCUGGACAUGCAGGUGGGAGAUAAGGUCUACUGGUACCUGAUGGGCAUGGGCAACGAGAUGGACAUACACACAGUGCACUUCCAUGGGCACAGCUUCGAAUACAAGCUAGGCGGGCGGUCCCAUCGCACGGACGUGUUCGGCCUGUCGCCCGCCACCUUCCAGACGGUGAAGAUGCGUCCGCAGUACCCGGGCUCCUGGCUGCUGCACUGUCACGUGUCCGAUCACAUCAUGGCGGGCAUGACCACCAUCUACACUGCAACAGAGAAGGGCAAAAAGAAAGGCUUCUUUGGAUGACAAGGAUGGACGGGGUGUUCAGUCAGUCGAGACUGCUUUUAACUUUGCACAGAGAACGUGGUUAUCAUACAAACACUUCAGUAUUUACACAGUUGAUGUGUAUCAAUCCCUGGUCACUAACAAAAUGUGUUGAAUUGCUUUACAUUGAAUGUUCUUUUCAUUCUCCUUUUGAAUAAAGAUAGUUAUGAGUUCAA
This is a messenger RNA of Osmerus eperlanus (European smelt), 3489 nucleotides long. It is a transcript of the gene cp, whose product is annotated as ceruloplasmin. Gene Ontology annotation, cellular component: plasma membrane. The record is from RefSeq and is a predicted model, not a curated record. Gene Ontology annotation, molecular function: oxidoreductase activity; copper ion binding; signaling receptor activity. The coding region runs from base 26 to 3295 and encodes 1089 amino acids. The transcript is spliced from 20 exons. NCBI's taxonomy places the organism in Eukaryota, Metazoa, Chordata, Actinopteri, Osmeriformes, Osmeridae.